Messenger RNA from Hibiscus syriacus, 1604 nucleotides. RefSeq names its product E3 ubiquitin-protein ligase At1g12760-like. The transcript has 5 exons. Lineage: Eukaryota; Viridiplantae; Streptophyta; Magnoliopsida; Malvales; Malvaceae. The record is from RefSeq and is a predicted model, not a curated record. Bases 201 to 1301 code for a protein of 366 amino acids.
AAGAAAUAAAAGAGACAACCUUCAACAUCCUCAGAUUCAUCAUCUCCAACAUUCAGUAGAGCUCUAAUUCGCCAAAUUCUUUGAAAGAUUGCCGUUAAUGUUUCCCCCAUGGCAUUAAAUUGAAUACCCAUUUGAAAUUCUAUUGUUUUUGUUUAUGUUGAAAAUAUUUUAGAAUUUUUUCCCCCUGAGAAAUCCCACAUAUGGCUUCGACGACGCAGUUCCUCUCGUCACAAAAUAUCGUAUCACGGGACGGUUCCUCUUGUGGAUCCGUGCGCGGCCAGAGGCUUCGGGAAGCAUCUCGGUUCCUGCGCCGAGCCAGCAGCCGAAGACUGAUGCGUGAGCCUUCCAUGUUGGUUAGAGAAACCGCUGCCGAGCAGCUCGAGGAGCGGCAUAGCGAUUGGGCGUAUUCGAAGCCUGCGGUGGUCCUCGAUGUUAUCUGGAAUUUCACGUUCGCAGCUGCGGCGGUUGGGGUUUUGGUUUUGAGCUGGAAGGAGAGACCGAUCAUGCCGCUGAGACUGUGGAUAAUUGGGUAUGCAUUGCAGUGUUUAUUGCAUAUGGUCUGCGUUUGUGUUGAGUAUAGGCGGCGGAGGCGGAAACGGAGCGUGGAGUACAGCCCAUUUAAUGCAGGAGAUGAAGGGGCUUUGAGCCCACGGUUGAGGGUAGAUUCGGAGCACUACGUAACUUUGGCUCAUCUGGAAGAGGAUAGUGGAAGCAGUGUUGCAAAGCUCCUGGAAUCUGCAAAUAAUAUGUUUUCAUUCAUCUGGUGGAUCAUCGGAUUCUACGGGGUAUCUGUAGGUGGCGAAACAAUGGUUCGUAGCUCCCCCCAGCUUUAUUGGCUUUGUGUAGUGUUUCUUGGUUUUGAUGUGUUCUUCAUUGUAUUCUGUGUUGCAUUGGCAUGCAUCAUAGGCAUUGCUGUUUGCUGCUGUCUUCCAUGUAUUAUUGCAAUCCUGUAUGCUGUGGCAGAUCAGGAAGGAGCUUCGAAGGAGGACAUUGAUCAGUUGCCAAUAUACAAAUUUCGAAAAAUUGGCAAGGGUGAGAAAUUUGCCGGUGAUGUCGAAGGACCUGUUGGAGGUGUAAUUACUGAAUGUGGUAUUGAUUCCCCCAUGGAACGAGUGCUUUCCGAGGAUGAUGCAGAAUGUUGCAUCUGCCUUUCUGCUUACGACGACGACGUUGAGUUAAGGGAACUUCCUUGUGGUCACCAUUUUCACUGUGCCUGUGUAGAUAAGUGGCUGCAUAUCAAUGCUACAUGUCCUCUCUGCAAGUAUAACAUUUUAAAGAGUAUUACCCAUGAGGUAGUGUAGGCGAAACGGACAUAUCUGUGAUCUCUGCGUAUGAUUUUAGCUCGAGAGCAUUACAAUGCACGGCAAGCCUGAUAGACUCGACACAGGCUAUCCUAUCCUUGUUCUGGUGGUGAUACAGAUAGUUGUAGAUGUUGUCACAACUGUUCCAUCAGAAACCAUGAACUCAGUGACGUGCUUGUUUUAGCCCUGGCCUUCAUGGAGAUGUAUAUGAAUGUUUUCCCGGAAUAUGUAAGUGUUGAGUCCAAGAAUUCGUUUGGUUCUAUUCUUUCUUUUUAUUGUUCGAGUCGAGUUAACUUGGUUUAA